UCAUGGCAGGCGGUAAGUUGGUGCUAGAAGGAAGAAUAAGUAUAAACGCGUUUAUUUUAGGGCUCAGCGUGGUUUUAAUCCCAUUGAUCAGAACCUGGUUUGGACAUUUUGACUGGGUCUUUGAUUAUCUAACGGAAACUGCGGGGAAAACAGCGAUUUGUGUCCAUAUUGCCGUUAUCAACGGCCUCUUGCUAAUCAUAUACAGGGGACCUCUAUACAAGGUUGCUGUGAGAGCCUGUUUUCUGGGGGUUACUUUUGGCUGUGGCUUAAUUAUAAGCUUCUCUGAGACCACCUGGACACAUUUUGGCUGGUACAUGUGCUCCCUGUCAUUCUUCCAUUACUCUGAGUACCUGGUGACGGCCAUCAUCAACCCUCGCAGCCUGUCACUGGAUUCGUUUCUGCUCAACCACAGUGUGGAGUACACCCUGGCUGCUGUCUCGUCAUGGGUGGAGUUCACAGUGGAGAAGCUGACAGUUCCAGAACUGAAGCAGCUGAACUGGUUGAGCUUCGUGGGUCUGCUCAUGGUGCUAUGUGGUGAGGGCCUGCGUAAGGCUGCCAUGUUGACGGCAGGGUCCAACUUCAACCACAUUGUACAGAAUGAGAAGGCCCAGAGCCACGUGCUGGUCACCAGCGGUGUGUACUCGUACUUCAGACACCCCUCUUAUGUGGGCUGGUUCUACUGGAGCACAGGAACACAGGUCAUGCUGUGUAACCCGGUGUGCAUAUUGGGCUACACGAUAGCCAGCUGGCGGUUCUUCCGGGAGCGGAUUGAAGAGGAGGAGGUCUCCCUUGUUCAUUUCUUUGCUGAGGACUAUGUAGAGUACAAGAAGAAGGUUCCCACUGGGCUGCCCUUCAUCUCAGGCAUUCGUGUCAACUAAUCCAAGGAGCUGGAUGCUGGAUGCAACAAACUUAACGCACUAAAGCAGGUCAGACCUGAUGUGUGUGGCAUCUGCCAUGGCGGCUGCCCUCUGGAGGGAAACAGUGCAGCUGGCUGAGAGCCUGUAGCUCACAGAAAGAGACAGUGACAGCUGCAGGGCUGCUUAUUUUCUACCCAACUUCCAAAAUCCAGUUAAAGACCAGACAUCUUCCACUGCACUACAUUUAUUUCAAUAAGAGCCAUUCCAUCUGUUUCAGUUGAGUUUCUGUUUUUAUGCUUUGACCAUGCUUAGGUCACUGAGGACCUGUUUAGAAAAAAUGUUCUGCACUGGGCCCUUCGGGAUCAUAUGUGAGUAGAGAGUUAAAUGACCAUUCCCUGAAGUUUAAAGGGCAGACAUUUGGAGAUGUUUGACAUUCACAGGAAAUCGACCAGAUUCACUAUUUUUCAUUAAAUGCUAAAUUUCUCAAUAUUCCCAAGAAGUUGCCAACAUUAUCCCAAAUUUAGUCAAAAUUCACUAAUUUAGUCUAUUUAAAACCCAACAAAUGCUUAUAGGACUACUCCGAAGCUCUGGUUUAAAUAUCAGUCAUCUGCUGUAGUAGAGCUCUUCACAGGUACCUGUCAAUGGACAUGAGGCAAGCUGGGUCAAAAUGAUCAGUUCAGGCAAACUCCCAUUGUAUUGCUGCAGGUCUCUGAUCUGCAUUUAUCAUCAUUACAAGGAAUGGAUGGAAAGUAUGAAAUGUGCAGGAUCAAUGACAUGCAUUUGUAUCCUCAGGACCAAUUUGGAUCUGUCUUUGUUUUGUUGAACUAGAAUUGCAGUGCAGUCUUUAAAGGCUUCUCUGAAAAGUUGUAUCUUACUCCUUUACACGAGGUGGCAGCUCCUGCAGCAUUAUCCACACUGGUUUUGUCACUCUUAAAAGCCAAACCCAGACUUUGUCAUGACAUUGCCUCCCCAUAGCCCCAAAGCUCUGGCACAUGUUAUGUUAGGUUAGGUCAGGUUAAUUUAAGUUAAUAUGUAAAUCCAAAUACUUUUCAUAAAUUAUUCCCUUUACUGUCCCUUAUAAUUAUGUCCUUUUUCAACGUGGAAUAGCAUCCCAACAGAAUGGACUAUGGCAGGCAUGUCAAACCGAUUCCUUAAAGGGCCGUGUGGCUGCAGGUUUUCAUUCCAACCAAGGUGCUCCUCCUUGGUUGGAACGGAAACCUGCAGCCACACGGCCCUUUAAGGAAUCGGUUUGACAUGCCUGGACUUUGGUAAUGCUAAAGCUGUCCAUCAAACCAAGUAGUUAAUAGCUCUUGAACACAGGGUGAACCAGUGCAUCCAGACAGUGGUAAAGGGAACAAUAGGUCACAUUACUUUUUUUUUAAAUUGAAGAAUUUAUGCACAGAAUCAUUAUUUAUGUAUAAUAGACUUAAUACAACAUAUAAAUAAAGGUUUCUAUCAGGUUUUUGAGACUGUUUGAAUGCAGUUAGUGAGGAAGCUCCAUCAUGUACAGGCUAAUUUAAUUUCAGGCUAAUAGUGGCCUGAUUUAUCCCUAAUCCUGAUUGCCACUUCCUCAUUAUACACUCAGGCUAAUUCAGUCACAAAAUGUUGUAAUGUUGUGAAGACACACAAAGUGACUGUUCCUUGUUACGUUUCUCUAUCAUUUCAUUAAGAUGUUUGUGUACACAGGGGCAUGAGGCAUGAUAAAUGAUUAAAAGUUGUUUCAUUGGAGAACAUAAGAGUUGAUUUCACCUCCUGCACAUUAUCUGUAUGGGAAAGGAAGUGUUCUUUUGUAGCCUCUUGUAUUUUUAUUUAUUUUUUGCUGUUUUUAAUACAAGUAUACAGUGACUUGAAAAAGUCAUGCCCCUUGAACUCUUCCACAUUUUGUCACGUUCCGACCACAAACAUAUAUUUACUGCCAUUUUAUGUGAAAGACCAACACAAAGC
Molecule: messenger RNA, 2801 nt
Organism: Chelmon rostratus (copperband butterflyfish)
Lineage: Eukaryota; Metazoa; Chordata; Actinopteri; Chaetodontiformes; Chaetodontidae
Gene: icmt
Product: isoprenylcysteine carboxyl methyltransferase
Exons: 5
Coding region: 3-878 (291 amino acids)
Biological process (GO): C-terminal protein methylation
Cellular component (GO): endoplasmic reticulum; membrane
Molecular function (GO): protein C-terminal S-isoprenylcysteine carboxyl O-methyltransferase activity
Source: RefSeq, a predicted model, not a curated record